Rhipicephalus microplus (southern cattle tick) is the source of this 1160-nucleotide messenger RNA. RefSeq names its product retinol dehydrogenase 12. The record is from RefSeq and is a predicted model, not a curated record. NCBI's taxonomy places the organism in Eukaryota, Metazoa, Arthropoda, Arachnida, Ixodida, Ixodidae. Gene Ontology annotation, molecular function: oxidoreductase activity.
ACAGUGCAGGAAUGGAGAAGGACAGCCCGUCGAUGAAGCAGUGCCGUAGCGCCUUCUCUCGGUUCUACGACCUUCUCUCGGAGUGGAUGUUUCUCGCGAGAGUGGCUCCGCUGAGCACCAGCCAUCUGUUUGAGCGGCACGCCAUGUGUUCCUCGGAUGCGUCCAUGGAAGGCAAGACUGUCAUCAUCACUGGCGCCACGUCAGGCAUCGGCUUGGAGACAGCCAAGGAGCUCGCGCGACGCAAGGCCCGCGUCAUCCUUGCCUGUCGCAACGUGGAGAAGGCCAAAGAGGUUGCCCAGCAGAUCAGUGACGAGACGAACCAGCCGGUCGUGGUCAAAAAGCUUGUGCUGGACUCGUUGGAGUCUGUGAAGGAGUUUUGCGAUGAAAUUAACGAAAGUGAAGAGAGACUCGACGUGCUCAUCAACAACGCUGGCCUGAUAAACAGCUCGGAGGAGUUCACGUACACAAAAGACGGCUUCGAGGCCUGCUUCCAAAUAAAUCACUUAUCUCCGGUGCUGCUGACUCUACUGCUGCUGGACAAACUGCGAAAGAGUGCGCCAAGCCGGAUAGUGAACGUGUCCUCGGACUCGCACACCAUCGGCGACGUGUCGCAGCUGGAGGCCAAGGCGCGAGGAAAAUGCACGCUGCGCACUCCCUUCGCCCCGUACGCCAACAGCAAGCUGGCCAUGUGCCUCUACACGGUCGCACUGGCCGACAAGGUCAAGGACACCGGGGUCACUGUAAACUCCCUUCAUCCAGGCCUUGUGCAGACGCCCAUCGCAAGCCACGGAUCCUUCAUCCGGAGAGUGCUCUUUCAUCUUCUAUCACACACCAAAGGAAAGACACCGCUGCAAGGUGCGCAGACCACAAUCCAGGUGUCGGUGGACCCGGCGUUGGAGACGACCACGGGCGAAUUCUUCGAAGAAUGUGCUCCCGCUGCCAAGCGAUACCGAAACCCGCUGCUCGAGGACCGGGCGCUGGCCGAAGAAGUGUUCGGCACUUCCCUCCGGCUGGUCGGCUUUGACCCGGAUCGCCUCCUAGGAACCCAGUCAUGAGCUCAUCGUCACUCACUCCAACGCACCUUCAAGUGUUUUUUUUUUUUCGUUUUGCAUUUAUAUAAAGAACUCAGCCUCAUUCAUUUAAAGAAUUAUUUAAAAUGC